AUGNUAAAAGGGUGGAAAGUGUCCUCCGAACCUUCUCUUUCUGAUCAUAGGCACUUACGAUUCACUUUGGAAAUUAACAAAGUUGAGACGGAGUACUAUAGGAACCCGAAAAGAACAAACUGGGACAACUACAGGGCAGAUCUCUCUCGUGACCUGAAUAACCUACAGUUUAGAUUGGGGUCGAGACAAAGUACUGAAAGGGCUGUAAAUAUGCUACAGGACUCCAUUGUCUCGGCUUACAAAGAAAACUGUCCUUUAAUAGAAAGGAAAGGUACAGGACAGGGUGUAGCUUGGUGGAAUGCUAACCUGUCUAAAUUAAGAAAUAGUUCACGUAAGCUAUUAAAUAAAGCAAUGAAAUCAGGUUUGGAAAAACACUGGGAAUCCUAUAAGGACGCCCAAAAGAACUACAAAUCUGCAUUGGNGGACGCCCAAAGGAACUACAAAUCUGCAUUGAAAAAGUCCAAAAGAGAAAGCUGGAAGAAGUUCUGUGGGGAUAUACAACAACUCCCUAUAGCAACUAGACUUCUGCGAUCACUAAGGAAUGGACCAAACAAAACUGUCGAGGCAAUACUACUGCCAGACGGAAUGUUCACCAAUAAUGAUAAUGAAACAUUAUCACAUUUUAUGAACACACAUUUUCCUGACUCUUCAAUUAACAACAGAGAACAGGAACAUGAUGCACAGGACAAACGUGUGACCUGUGCUGAUUGGAGACUAACCAGGAAAGUGAUAACCCCAAGUGGAAUAAGAUGGGCAAUAAAAGCCUUUGGCAGUUUUAAAGCUGUAGGCUGUGACGAAAUUUUUCCUGCACUUCUGCAAGAAGGGUUAGUGAUAAUCGUCCCCCAUCUCUGCAAAAUAUUUAGGGCAUGCCUUGCCUAUGGUUAUCAACCAAAAAGCUGGUGA
Messenger RNA from Daktulosphaira vitifoliae (grape phylloxera), 903 nucleotides. RefSeq lists its product as uncharacterized. The transcript has a single exon. Bases 1 to 903 code for a protein of 300 amino acids. NCBI's taxonomy places the organism in Eukaryota, Metazoa, Arthropoda, Insecta, Hemiptera, Phylloxeridae. The record is from RefSeq and is a predicted model, not a curated record.